UAUACGGCGCGCAAGUUGUCAACUAAUUGCACAAGUAAAUGGGACUACUAUACUUACUAUUGUCAAUUUAUCAGGAGUGAAAAACGAAUGUGUAGGUGUGCAUGGCAGAGCGACGAAAAUUAAAGGUGUAUUUGGAGCAUCAAUGAUUUAUUGGUACAACGAUGCGUUUUUCUCAUUUGGGACACGUCAUCCAAAGAAUGACUCGAGGUCUACUAAAACAGAGAGACCUGUGGUGCUAAUUCUGUAAUUCCAAGUGCGGAUUGAUGCCAAUUUCGCCAAUGCCACGCGGGGCAUCGAGAAAGUAUCGUUUACAAAUGUUCAACAUCAUCUAUAUUGACGCUGUCCAAAAUUUUGUCUUGUCAUAACCUAUUCACCAGAGAGCUGCUUUCUCUGUCUCUCUCGUGCCGAAUGUUCGAGUGUUCAGUGGGCACCUUGCGUGUGUGUUCGCUGUGCUUAUAGUGUAUUUAUAUCCACGUAUAUACUCAGUUGAUGGUGUCGAUGACAGUGUCGAGACUGUCGAGUGUCAAGUGGAGAAGAAACAAUAAUUCUCUCUUGAAGUUUUGACGUUGCUUCUGUCGUCAUCAGCAUUUAAUCAAUAUGUCAGGCCAGAGUGGAGGACAACGCCUACGCCUGUGUAUGCUUAAUGAGCAUUUAACGUGCAGAGUAUGUGGGGGCUAUUUCGUCGACGCCACCACGAUCAUGGAGUGUCUACAUACAUUUUGUAAAAGUUGUAUUGUCAAACAUUUGGACAGAAGCAAGUAUUGUCCAGUUUGUGGUAUCCAAGUCCAUAAAAGCAAACCUUUGUUGAAUAUCAGGCCUGACCAAGCUCUUCAAGACAUUGUUUAUAAAUUGGUGCCUAGUUGUUACCAAAAUGAAAUGCGAUAUCGCAAGGAAUUUUAUGAUAAACAUCCUGACGAGAGAAGUAAGGUGACAACUUCAGAAGCUAUGGGAGAACCUACAGAAACUUUUAUUUAUUCUCCAGAUGAGUCAUUGAGUUUAUCCUUAGAAUAUUAUAGUCCACAAGCUGUUGAUAAAACUUUCAAUGACCAGGAAGCAGCAUCAAAAAUCUUACCAAGACGGUACCUUCGAUGUCCUGCUGCAGUAACAGUGUUUCAUCUUCAAAAGCUAAUCAGGGCAAAAUAUGGGUUAAGUGAAGCCCAUAGGGUCGAUAUAAUGUACAAAGAAGAAUCUUUGGGAGCCACGUACACAUUAAUGGAUAUUAUGUACAUUUAUCAUUGGAGGAGGAAAGUUCCACUUCACUUAAGCUACAGAAUAUUUGAAUCAGCUAUAAAACAAGUUAUGUUGUCAAAUGACAAUGAUGAUUUUAAACAACCGCUCUCUAAUAGUAAUAUGGAAGUGGAUUCGAAGGAUGAUGGACAGUCUGUUAAACGAGAAUGGAAAGAGGUUCAGUUAAAAAUUUCUGAAACGGGAGUGAUGAGUGUGACAGAUAUAACGAGUUUGGAUUCAAAAAAGAGUACCAAAGUCAAUGAGAUUAAUACGCAGAGUGUAAGUGUGGAUCAGGCGUCCCUGAACUCGUACAAUAUAAACACGACUGUCGCGACAGAAGAAGCAGAAUCUUUUUUUAGAAGUGCAAAAGUGCAGCAAAAUAGCGUGCCCCAAAAAAAUGAAAAAUUACAGGAAGAAAAAAAUAGCGUUGCACUUGAUAGUUCGAAUGAGGCAUUUCAUAAUAAUGUCAAAAGCGAAAAAAUGGAAGUUAAACCGAUAGAUCAGCGAGAUUUGUCGAUUGAACUAUUAAAAAGUGCCACUGAGAGUAACAAAUCCUUAAAAACAGUCCUGGAAGAUUCUGCCCAGGAAUCGUUAGAUGAAAAUCAAACGCAAACGCAACUACUGGUACAAGAACAAGUCAAAACGGAAUCUGUCUUUGCUUGUAUAUUUGAAAAGCAAACUCUCGAGAAACAUCUAAAUCCAUAUAACAUCAUAAAAACUGAUAGUGGAGAAGUCAAGGUAGAUACUAAUGCAAAGCAGAAUGCGAAAGCUGGUUCAAAAAUCAAUGCACUUAGCGCAAAACUGCAAUUUCGGCCAAAGACGGGUAAAAGUACGAAUACAUACACCAAAAAAUCAGCCUCAUUCAUAGUAAAGAAGAGAACUUUGUCGCCGCCUGUAAAUCACACUGAGAUUAAGGCUCUAAAAACCACGUUGAAAUCCGAUGUAAAAUCAUCGUUGCUUUUGAAAAGUUCUUCCAACAGUCAAUCUUUAGAGCCAAAAGUGCCACCAGCAUCAAGUUGUGCUGCGAUUGCACCCGCUACUCAUGUCCAAAGUGGCAUAUUGAAUACCUCGUUGGCUUUUGAAAAAGCUCCUUCUGGGGUAUCUACCUCUGCUAACUCUUACUAUCACCAGCAAAACAAAAACAUUUCUCAGCCAAUAGCUCAAGGCAGCGAAGCUUCAAUCUCAGUUGGAUUACCUGUGUCAACCUCAACAAUGGAAAUUCAAGCAAGUCACAACAGUUGGAUGCCUGAGCCAGCUAGCAGCCAGAAAAACUUGACCGACAAAGCAGCGAUCGUGGACAAACAGCUACGUUCGUUACCCGGGAUGCCACAAAUCGGCAAGGAAAUUUUGUGUUCGACCACAGCGGCAAGUGGUUCACCUACCAGCGUGAGGCGUCUGAGCAUUCAGACACCUUCAAUGAGCAUCUACUACAGUAGUUCAUCGAAACAUAAGCCGCCAACGUCGAAAGUAAACUACGAUACCACAAGCAUGUAUUCAGUGUCGUCAGGUCUGGAUGCUGCGCCGAUCUCAUUAACAAAAUCAUCAUUGGUGGCGAGUUCUCGUAAGGAUGCAGUUACAAAGGGCACGACUGUUAACGAGAUUUGCGACAAAAUUCGCAGUAGCUCAAAACUUGUUACCGAUAACUUGAAAGACAAAAACAAGCUUGAGGCGCAACAAUGCGACAAGCCAGAGAUACUAGAACUACUUAAAAUCUCAAAAAAAAACGAAGCUCUGGACGCUACUCAUGCCAAACACGUACCGAAUAUUCCUAAUAUGCCGAUCUACACCCCAAGCAACAGCCAGUACCAACAGAUGCAGCAAGGCACUGAGCCAAAAGAUAACGUCAAAAAGCCGGUGGCGGCAAUCGCACCGUCAUCGCAAGGAUUGAUAAUGGCUGCUGUCCAUCAUCAGGUGCAUCACGAGCAACAGAAGCAAACAGCCGAUGCAAGUAAGCAGCAGCAGCAGCAGCAACAACAACAUUCAAGUGCAUCUUACAAGACACUGCGUUUCCCUCCAAAAAAUUGGAAUCCAACGUUAUCCAAGAACAAUUACGUAGCAGCUAAGAAUCAAGCUAAAGAACUUCAGGCAGCUUUCAGUGCCGCUGCCGACGGCAGUAGCUUACAUAGACAGAUACCCUUGAAACCACCUAAAAUAUUUAAAAAUAAAAAUACGCCUCGAUUUUUAGGUAAUCCAGCAUCCGGUGUUAAACCCAUGUACGGCGUGGUAAGCGAUCAACUUAAAGAAAAGGACCAGUCAAGCAGCAUAGCAAAGAACAGCCCAACAUUGACUAAAAUCGAUCCGCAAACUCUCUCACCCAUAAUCACGGGCCAAAACUCUAUGGCUACUCCGCAACCUUACUCGCCCACAACCCGGAACAGCAGCUACCACAAUAGCCCGUACCAGCGAAACAGCGGUGGCUCGUCCGUCAGUAGCUCGCUAAGAAACUCACCAGUCAACAUACUCUCGACCAGUCCCUUUAUCCCAUCGCACACACCAAAUACCAAUCCCCGUAUCAUCUACUUCCCAUCUGCGGCAGGCUACAGUCCCGACGCUAGCCACCUAUCUAAUCCGUUGAUCCGGCCGCCAAUACAACCACCUCCAAGUGCCUUCCACUGCAGCCUACCGCCAUCGAUAAAUAAGCUUUAUCAGCGCUCGGGCUACCUGGCUCAACCACAAACGAGCGUCGUUACCGCUUUUAAUACUGCUGCUGCCACCAGUGCUGGUUUUCCAGCUACGAGCAGUGGAAGCCAGCGGCUGCAGAUAACGUCGCCCAACAGCCACUCUUCACCAAUGGCCUCGAUACCCUCGUCUGCUUCAAAGUUGCCAAAAAUGUUGUCGACUUCUUCUGGCACGGCAGUUCCCUCGCUCGCAGGUAUGAAUCUUGUAACGACUUCGACUGCGUCUCUAGCCGACAGUAUUGCCCUGCAACUAACUGCUAAGCGCGAACACCACAAUAUCUUUGAUAUAAUGCGGCCUGAAAGUAUGAAACCGCCAAGUGCCGACACUAAUAGCUCAAUGUCGCCGGUAUCGACGACUCAUGCUGUCAGCCCCAAAGUCAACAUCUGCGAUGUCGAACUAAAAGGCACCAAUGCUAAUGUGUCAUCGACGACGAUGAUGAAGAAAAAGAAGAGCGGCGCAACCAAUUUUACGGAUUCUCCAGCUAAAAACGCCGUGAGCAUAGUUUCUACAAGCACAACGCCAGGGGCUAAAGAUACCGUCGAUAAAAAGAAUAAGAAUCGGACUAGGGUUAACGGGAACAUUUCUCUCCCAACGCCACUACUGAAUGUUGAAAAGCCAAAGGACCCGGGCGUUGAGGCACAUACACAGCAGGAACAAGUUACAGGGGCAUCGGAAGAUAACAGGUGUAUUCUUAAUGGAUCGAACGGCAAAUCAAUGUCGUCGUCGCCGAGGAAAUUGACAGGUGACGAGAGUGCGUUGACGCAGGAAGAAUCUAAUGAAGGUCAAGCAAAACAGGCCAACAGUACUAUUCAGUCGAAGCAGAAGAAAAGCUCGACUGGUCCGGGUACGGAAAACCCUUCGUCGACACCUAGUAACAAAGGAAAUAACGAGGCUCGAGACAAAAAAGCCAAGUCUUAAUUUUUAAUUCGUCAAGUCGCAUCGUUAAUCUUUUGGGACAAUUAAAGGCGUGUUUCUUGGUAAUGAUGUAAAUUUGUAUAAAUAUGCGGCCAAGAUCGUAUUUGUCGAUUAAUUAUUUAAUGAUACAUUUCGAGAUUUUAUUGCUGUACAGUUAACAGCAACUUUUGUUGAGCACACUAUUUGUCCCAAUUACUUAAUUGCUUGGACGCUUGAAUUUAUUUUUGAACUUUUUGUUUAAAUUGUUAGCUAUUGAAUGCAACAGUCUCGGUUUACAUAAUUUUGAGUAAAACAGGCAUCUUUAUUUUUAAUUGCAUUAAACAAAAUUAGUGUCAAGUUUUUUGUCAUUGAAAUGUAAUAUUUAAUCGACUAUUUAGUCUUAAGCUUUGAAAAUUGAAAUAUUUUCUGCAUAUCGUUGUUUAUUAUUUUUUUAAUCUUAAUACCAGUACAAAUUUUCAUAUCUUAGUGUUUGAUGAGAAGAAUUCUAUUGAUGUGAUAUAUAUAUGGGUCAUUGUAAAAAAAUUUGGGCUUUUCAUGUCCUUNUU
Molecule: messenger RNA, 5366 nt
Organism: Copidosoma floridanum
Lineage: Eukaryota; Metazoa; Arthropoda; Insecta; Hymenoptera; Encyrtidae
Biological process (GO): negative regulation of transcription by RNA polymerase II
Cellular component (GO): PRC1 complex
Molecular function (GO): promoter-specific chromatin binding
Source: RefSeq, a predicted model, not a curated record